AUGUUUAACGAUCAGGACCUGGGAUUCUUUGCCAAUUCUCUGGGCAUCUUCAUAUUCUUUUUGGUUAUCGCUUAUCAUUUUGUGAUGGCAGAUCCAAAGUAUGCAGGAAACUAGAUGAUAGGACCAGAAAUGUAACUGGAUUAUGUUUUGAUAUGAUGUAGUGGUAGACCUUGAGAAAAUGCAUGAUGUGAGACAAUAUAUGAACUAGUUUGGUCAAUUUUCUUUCUUUGUGCACCUUAAACUCAAUUUCUUUGUUCAAAAUACACCAUUAUCUC
Lactuca sativa (garden lettuce) is the source of this 275-nucleotide messenger RNA. Its product is annotated as dolichyl-diphosphooligosaccharide-protein glycosyltransferase subunit. Lineage: Eukaryota; Viridiplantae; Streptophyta; Magnoliopsida; Asterales; Asteraceae. The record is from RefSeq and is a predicted model, not a curated record.